AUGAUUGAUACACCAGAUAAUUGUAUAAGUAACUGUUUUCUAUGCAAUACUAUGGAACAAUGUUCACGUCAAUGUAUUCGUCGAACAUUCUAUGCUGUUCUAGUCGGCGUAUCGCCCAUUGUUCUUUGUUUGUUAUUUAUUGGUCUGGCGCGUUUAAUUUUAUAUCGUCUUGAAAUGGUUUAUUAUCGUCGGCAAAAAAUAACCGAUCGUCGUCCAUCCAUAUUUUCUUGUCACAGUGGGCGUCUAGCACUUUCUUAUACACCUGUCUCCAAUGCUGAAAUACAACGUAUUAUUCAAGGCGAAUAUAAAAGCCAACGAACAAGAGAAUCAUGCGCAUUUGUUUACAAUAAUCCUACUAAUACACGUAAAGCACCAAGAUUUAUUAGAUCAAUAUUACCAAGACGUGAAUCAGCUUUACCAACAUCGAGCAUUCUCUCAAAUCUUGUUAUACGUCGUAGUAUAUUGGAUGCAAAUCCCAUAAUGACUCUUCUUCCACCUGUUGACGUACCAUUACAACCUACGUUUUCCAUAAUUAAUGAACAAAACAAACAACGCGCAAGUACUGGUACGAUAACAAAAGACUCAAUUGAAUCAACAACAACAACAACAACAAAAAGCAUAGCAGCAAUGAACCAUAAUAAUAAUCACAACAAUAAUGAUGGAAAUGUUAUGCCUGUGCAUGAUUUAACGGUAUUUGAACCUGAACCAAUAGCAAAUGAUUAUUUAUUCACUCCAUUAAAAACAUUGACAACAACAGUUUUUGUUGAAGAAUUUCUUGAAUUUCAUUCAGUUAGUUCAUUGCCAUGUGUAUCAACUAUGCUUAGUUCAAUUGCAGAAAAUGAUAAUGAGAAGAAUUCAGAAAUAAAUAAAACUAUCGAAGAAAAAUAA
This is a messenger RNA of Rotaria socialis, 888 nucleotides long. The record is from the annotation of a GenBank genome assembly. Lineage: Eukaryota; Metazoa; Rotifera; Eurotatoria; Philodinida; Philodinidae.